GGCGGGUUUGAUUUCAUUUACACAAUGGCUACUUCCUCAUCCCCCACAUCUCGCACAACUCCGCCGAAUUGUGCAUCAAUCUUAGUAUUUAUGAUCUGCAGCUGACGUUGGAUGUUUCGAUUUAUUUGAAAUGCAAACAGACUACCUAGUACUCAAAGCAAUCCAGCUGCUGAAAUCUAACCACUCUUGGAGUUACAAUGCACUGAGUACUUGUGUAACACGUGAUUGCCAACAUCAUAACCCCUCCCGCGGUGGGGCGAUGAGGGUGUUGAUUACAAAUUCAAGUGUUUUAGCUUUUUACUCAACACAACGCUGCAGCUUUGGCGGCUGAAAAGGGGUGAACACCUGGCCAUCAUGGACAUAUUUGUAAUAAUCUGAUUGGUAUGGAAGAAGGUGGAAUGUAAAAUACGAGUGGGAACUGGAGACGGAGACGGACUUGGAGACGAGUCACAGGUAGAAAUGUGGAGAUACUUGUUGUACCUGUGUUAUCAUCCACCCACCUUGGUAUCUAUAAAAGGAAUGAGCUACCUUCGACGACAUGCAACAUGUAAACACUCACUAACCAGUCUUCUUCACUUAUCUCUUGCCGUUCACAAACAGUCCUACUUCAAAGUCACAAAGCACUUGCACUCACAAACGUACAUUCAAUCAUUCAUCUAAAAUGGCUCUCACACUCUACGAUAUCUCAAUUGUCCCUUUCAUCAAGAGCCUCAAGACAUUAACAAAACUGCUCGAAAAAGGACAAGCACACUUUGAAGAUGAAUCUAAGAUUAUCAACGCAAAAUUGGUUGAUGACAUGGGAGAUCUGAUUUUCCAGGUCCAAAGAGUUUCCGACUCUGCUAAGGGAUUGGCAGUCCGGGUUGGUGGUGCGGAAAACGUUGCUUUGCCAGACAAUGAGACGGAUUUCGCCGGUCUCUAUAAGCGCAUCAACAGCACAAUCGAGAUUCUCGAAUCCCUUCCCUCUACCUGUACAGAUGGUAAGGAAGAUUCGGAGGUAGUAUUGCAGCUCCCAAGUGGAGACCUGAAAUUCACUGCCAAGGAUUAUGUUCUUAAUUUUGCGACUCCAAACUUCUACUUCCAUGUCGUUACCGCUUAUGAUAUUUUGAGAAAGGAAGGCGUACCGGUCGGAAAGUUUGAUUUCCUUGGAAGAAGAUGAUUGAUAAUGCUGUAGAGGAGGAAGCAUGAAAAUGGUGUUUCACUACCAUGAUGGAGAUUGGUAAUUCACCGAUGGCAUAGUUUCUAGCUCUAUUGCCAAUGAAAAUACCCGUUCUUAAGACAAUUCUAUACAUGUGCCAUAUACUUGUGAGCGCUUUCCGGUCUCCCCAUCUCAUACCAGGCACGUAAUUUAAAAAUGUUAGCUCAAGCAAUUAGAGAAACUUCAGUAUUCAUCGUGUCA
Molecule: messenger RNA, 1396 nt
Organism: Botrytis cinerea B05.10
Lineage: Eukaryota; Fungi; Ascomycota; Leotiomycetes; Helotiales; Sclerotiniaceae
Exons: 4
Coding region: 662-1156 (164 amino acids)
Source: RefSeq, a predicted model, not a curated record